CUUUAUGGAAAGCUAUUACUUGUUAAAUUUACGUUCAUCCAUCGGUAGGUUUGCCGCCAUGUUGAUUUUACAAUGACGGAGAUGUCAUUUGGAAAUGGUGGAUCGAAGAAAAACUUAUGGGGAAAAGCAAUGAAGAAGACCAACACCAAAACAUUUCUCCAAUGCCUACUGUAAAAAUUGGGAACAACAAGCAAUUCUCGGAUUCAGAAAUAGUUUCAGAACAAACGGAUCAUCUUGCUGAUUCAGCAGAAAUGGAUCAUCUUGCUGUGCAGAAAGGUUACCUGUUCAUGUUAGAACACAUACAUGAGGAGCCACAGCUGGUUUGUUAUCUUUGCCAUUUAUGCGAGUCACCUCUCUCUGAUGAUAAAAAGAAAGACAUGCGAGAUGGAAAAGGCUAUUUUAAGAAGAGGGAGCUUCUAAAAUGUCUUAUCUCAAAGGGGGAAAGUGCUUGCAAGGAAUUCUUGGAAAAGUUCAAAUGCUACCAAAAUUUAUAUUCCCAGUUUUGCAAUGCAGUACAGUCUGUAACUAAUGCAGAUGGCAUCCAACAAGAUGUCUUUUUGACACAUGAUAAACUGCCUCAUUUUGAAAGAGUGUUGUUGGAGGAGAUGGAACCAACUCCAGUGGGUGACAUUCUUUACUGCCAUGCUGUACUGAGUUCCGAUGAGCAUGAUGAAAUCGAUGAGAUGUCAAAUAAAAGAGAGAAAGCAAUGAAAUUACUUACAAAAAUUGGACAACAGCCAGACAAGAUUGCUGUCUUUUGCCAUGCAUUAGAACAAAGCAAGUGUAGCAGAGCUGUAGAAUACAUCAGAAACAAUCCUAGCAAUGGCCCUUUACACUCUUCAGAAAUGAGUGCAGUAAAGUGUGUUAGAUUCAACUUCAGGAAAAAUUUGAAGUACUUUAAAGAUUGUGUAAGUAAAAAAAAGUUGUUGGAUUACCUGGAAAUUAAUGGAUGCAAGGUAACCAGUACUGGUGAACUGGUACCAAAGGAGAGCUAUAUAAUCAAAACAGCCCUACGGAAUGGGAAGCCUUGGUGUGAUUGUAUUCUGGAAUGUUUUAAAAAUACAGACUUUGUUUUUCUGAAGAAGUUGGUUGGACGACUUGAAAAAAGAGGAAAAGAUGGAAGAGAGGGAGUAGACCUUCAGUUCAACGUUAAAAUGAUGAUGGAUAUGAACGACUGUCUUCUUGAUGAGUUAGAUCCAGCACGCAUUUCUCAUGUUCUUUUAGAAGAAGAGGCAUUUUCAAUUGAUGAUCAUGAUGAAGUGGAAAACACGAGAGGCAGGCGUAAAAAGGCUGAAGCUAUUUGUGGCAUACUGUUAAGAGAUGGGUCUGAAUUAACAAUGGAAAGUUUUUCGUAUGCAUUGAGAAAAAACCAAUAUAUUACGAAUGAAAUAAGGAGAAGGCAAUCUGGACAGCAACCCGUAACACAACAAAGACCAACUAACCAAAGUGAUAUACAGAUCAGGCAUAUUGGACAAGCACCUGAAAAUGUAGAAGAAAUUCAAGCAGCCCCGGGAUCAGAUAUACUUAUGUCAAUCCCUGUACAAGAUGGAGAUGUAGAGGAGUUACAACAAAAAAUUGAUCAACUAAUCAUUAACCCUGACUUCCAUGCAGAAGUUUUGUCUUCCCAGGUGAUGGUGAGAAGUAUCUCUUUGGGGUCAGUGGUACUAAGAUUAAUUGCACUGACUGAUGAUGCCUGUCAGAUGCUAUUUGAUGAAAAUGGGAAAAAAAUGAAGACAUUGAUUGAAACAUUUUUGCGUUUUUCUAAUAUAAAAGAAGAUAUGAUUAAAGGAAAUAUUAAGGUCACUGUCAGUGUACCAGAGGAGGAAACUGGAAAUAAAUUACCAACUGAUGACGAAAUAAAAAUACGAGGAAACUGGAACUUGCUUGUUGAAGAGUUGGAACCAUCAACCAUGGCAAAAAAAUUGUUUGAAAAGCAUGUUUUCAAUGAAGAUGAUACCAAAAAAAUUUCAAGUAUGAAAACAAGGAAAGAGAAAGUAGAAACCCUCCUUAGUUUGUUGCUGUCUAAACAAAGAGAAGUCGAGAAUGCCUUUGAUGCAUUCAUCAGAUCUUUAGAUGAGUUGGGAAAAGAUGACAUUGCUGUUAAAAUCAAGCCAUCUGAAAAAAUGCAUCAAGAAGCAGAAAAAGUCCGUUUGGGAUUGCUUUCCAAAAUUGCAGAAGCAGUUGAUGAAAUUGAGUCAAGCCACAUGGAGGAAACUUUUGAAUUGUGUGGCAUUGAUAAACAUUCUGUGAACUUCAUUAGUUCUGAGUCAGGCAAAAGUCGCAAAGACAGAGCGCUUCAAUUUCUUACAUAUGUUUUGUUGAAUGAUGCCUAUGUUCUUGGUAUAGAGAAAGUUUUGAAUGACAGAGGUUUAACAUGGCUCUUAGAGUAUCCCAAAGACAGGAACUUUGCAGAUCAGUUAAUGGGUGAUAAACACAAGCGCACUCCAGGUGAAGUGCUCUAUCAAUGCCAAUAUGAGGUGGAGAGGAAGGAAAUGAGAAUUUCAGAUUUAGACCUGACUGAAACAGAUGAAAGUAGUAUGAUGGAUUGGGAAGGUGUUCAGAGUCAAAAAGAUGAACCUGAACCAAAACAUUAUGCACCAAAGAAAAGACUUCAGCCAAAACCAAGGCCAACAUAUCAAGCGCAAGUUGCAAUCCCACCUAAAAAAAUAUUUGGACGAUCUGGUGAAGAUACAUCUAAAGAAGAGUGGUGGUCAGUUGUGGUGGCCUUGGAUUUUGGAACAACAUAUUCUGGAUAUGCCUUCUGGAAAAAAGAUACUGACCCUUUAGAUAUUACUUCUGGGAAAUGGAACACUGGGUCAAAGAAUGUGUUGGAAUCACUUAAAACACCCACGUCAUUGCUCUUGAAUAAAGAAAAUGAAGUAAUAGAAUUUGGUUUUGAAGCAGAAAAAAUAUUCAAGGAAUUAUUGGAAGAUGGAAACGACAAAGAAUUUAGAUUUUUCCGCCAAUUCAAAAUGAAUCUUUACAAUGAAAAGUUAUUUAACAUGGACAUGGAAAUAAAAGAUCACUUGAACAACCCUAUGAAGGCACUAGAUGUGUUUUCUCUAUCCAUUCGAUAUCUGAAGGAUGAGUGUAUUGAACUUUUUCAAAAGAAAAGAAUGACGAUUCCCUAUGAUGAAAUACUAUGGAUUCUGACUGUGCCAGCAAUAUGGGGUGAAUCAGCUAAACAGUUUAUGAGAAAGGCUGCGGAACAGGCUGAAAUUCCAUCUGAUCAACUGAAACUUGCUUUGGAGCCAGAGGCAGCAGCUAUCUAUGUAGUCAAAGGGGCAAAAACAGUUUUUGGAAAAGAGUCUGUUACGACAGUCAAGCCUGGUACCAAAAUUAUGGUGGCUGAUCUUGGAGGUGGAACAGCAGAUAUGACAGUUUUAGAGCUAAACGAGGACAAAACUAUGAAGCAGUUGCACAGAUCCUUUGGAGGUUCAUGGGGAGGAAAUCUGAUCAACCAGAAAAUCUGGGAAAUCAUGUGUAGUAUAUUUGGAGAAGAAAUCAUUGAGGAAUUUAAAAAGCAAACUGCAGAUUAUAUGGAUAUGGAGUCCAACAUAGAGCUUAAAAAGAGAGAUAUCACUGUUGGUAGUAAACUCCAGUUAACAAUUCUUCCAUCUUUGGCAGAUCUAUGCAAAACGGUAAAGGGCAAGAGUUAUAAGGAAUUGAUCACUCAGUCGAAGGAGUAUGCUGAUGUAGUUAAGGUGCGCACAGGGAAGUUAAGUUUUGAACCAAAGUUGGUUGAGGAGAUAUUUGACCUGACCAAAAUCAGCAACAUUUAUACCAGUGUGGGUAAAGCCUUACAUAAUCAAAAUAUGAAAGGCAUCAAAGACAUCAUUCUUGUGGGUGGAUUUGCCCAGGCAGAUUUCAUUGUUAGGCAGUUUAAGGAGAGGUUCUCUGGAUACAAUGUUAUUAUUCCCACAGACCCAGUUCUUGCUGUCCUAAACGGAGCAGUGAUGUUUGGACAAGACAUUGACAUUAUUUCAUCAAGAAUAACUGGACAUACCUAUGGUUUUGAUUGCAUGCGAAUCUUUGCUGAAGGGGAUCCCAAAACCAGAAAGAGAAAGUAUGAUGACGCUAAUUAUUGUGUUGGUGUAUUUGAGAAAAUGGUCGCCAUUGGAGAAUCAGUUGAUGCUGGAAAAACAGUCGAAAAAGAGGUUUUUGCAUCAUCAAAGGACAUGAAAUCGAUGGUUUUGAAGUUCUAUCAGUCAGAUCAAGAAGAUCCAAAGUUUGUCAGCGAUCGUGGCUGUGAAUGUAUUGGUAAACUCUCGGUGGAAAUGCCAGAUCUAAGUGGCGGGACAAAACGGUCAGUGAUGGUGUCUAUCAAAUUUGGUGAAACAGAAAUCACUGUUUGCGGUGUGGACAAGACAACCGGGAAAAAACAAGAAACCGUGCUCGAUUUAUUGGGAGACGCUAAAUGAGAGCAAACAAGUUUUGACAAUAUCUAAUAGAAAACUUAAACAAGAAACAAGCUUUUGUUGCACAAUAAUUCAUCCAAAGAAAAAAAAUUUGUUGGUUUUUUAGAUGGGUACUUUUGUGUUGUUUUUAUUUUUAUUUUUUUAAUCUUGUGUCAAACCUUAUUUUUAUCUAUAAAAGUCCAAGUUUGACCAUUAAAUUAAAAUAAAUGCUUGAUUGUAUAUGUAUACGUAUAUAACUCUAAAAUAUUUAUGAAUAACUAGUAAGAUGUAAUUGUUAAAAUGAGAUAAAUCUGUAACUCUUUUAUUUUUACAUGUCAUUAACGUGUUUAAAAAGGCUUUUGAUAUCAUACAGUGCCAGAAUAAGUUUUUACGUAUUGCAUGCUUUUCAAUGUUAAAGUGAUCAUGAAAAGAGAAAAUCAAGAAUUGGAUCAUUAUGUAAAUCGGAUACGUUAUUUCCAAACAAUUUAUAAUCAUGAGUACGUCAGUACAUGUAAUCAAUAUAUGGAUACAAUGCAAAGGAAUUUAUGCAAAUAUAAAAGUUAACGUUUGACUUUUGAGAAAGAAAAAUUUGUGCUGUAUGGAAUAUAAUUAAAUUGCUCGUUUUGGAUAUUGUAACAAUGCAGUAUAUUUUCAUCAUCUUGUAUUAUGAAAAUAUUUGCAAAUUUAUCGUACAUUGUGUAUAUAGUUGUCUUCUAAAUUUUGUGUCUGAUUUCAUUUGUAUUAUUUUUUAAAUUUUUUUUUGCAAUCCGGAUAAAAUAAGCUUCCAGGACAGUGGGAAACUUGAAAGUUUCAUGUCCCUUGUUACAAAUAAGACAAAUUCCCUCCAUUUUUGGAACUCUUCAAUAUUUCUCAGUCUCAACUGGAAGAGGAUUAUUUGUUGUUAUCAAACUAUUCGUUUAAAUAACCAGCUGAAUGUUAAAUAUGAAAAGAUUUAUAUAGGUAAUAAACAAACUUAAACUACUACAUAUUAUGUGUUAUAACCAUUUUAAACAUUUAAUAUAAUAUCUUUUAUAAUUGAGUUGAAUCUUUUAUUAACAUUUUUUGUAACAACAUUACGUUAAUAAAUGAUAUCCAUACAGCUGAA
Messenger RNA from Magallana angulata, 5502 nucleotides. RefSeq lists its product as uncharacterized. Gene Ontology annotation, biological process: regulation of apoptotic process. Lineage: Eukaryota; Metazoa; Mollusca; Bivalvia; Ostreida; Ostreidae. The record is from RefSeq and is a predicted model, not a curated record. The transcript has 18 exons. Gene Ontology annotation, molecular function: ATP binding; ATP-dependent protein folding chaperone. Bases 117 to 4421 code for a protein of 1434 amino acids.